Molecule: messenger RNA, 648 nt
Organism: Trachymyrmex septentrionalis
Lineage: Eukaryota; Metazoa; Arthropoda; Insecta; Hymenoptera; Formicidae
Exons: 2
Coding region: 1-648 (215 amino acids)
Source: RefSeq, a predicted model, not a curated record
AUGGAUCUUGAAGAUAAAGGCAAGAUGGACAUCGAAACGCUAGAAAAUGAUAAUUUAAAUAAUACAGUGAAAGCGUUGGUAAACAUUAUAAGAGAGAUAGUAGAAGAAAAUAAAUUACUACGUAAAGAGUUUGAAACUUUAGCGUCAAACCGCAAAAGAGAUCAAGAAGAAGACACAGAAGCAGAGUUAGAGAACGAAGAAAUAGAAAGGCACAUCAAGAGGAUAAAAACGAAGAAAGCAGCAGGAGCGGAUGACAUUCCAGGGGAAGCCUGGCUUUACAGUGUAGGUGAAGCCAGAGACGGACUAAAAGAAAUUUUGAAAGAAGUCUGUCGAGGUGAAGGAUACCUUGAAGAAUGGAGGAAAGGGUUUAUAUUCCCAUUACGGAAAAAAGGCUGCAAAGAUGACGUGAGAAACUACAUAACUAUUACUCUGCUAAAUACAGCAUACAAAAUUUAUACCAACAUUCUCACGGAAAGAUCAUUGAAAAAUGAUGUUGAAAGCAAACAAAUUCUUCCUGAAGUGCAAGCAGGCUUUCGUGAAGAAAGGUCGAUGAUGGUUAACAUUUAUGUGCUACAACACAUUGUAGAAAAAGAGUUGAAGGAGGACGGAGAUAUGCGCGUUUUUUGUGGACUUAAAGGCGGCGUUUGA